ACAAAAGUUAAUCUAAUAUCAUGUUAAAGAAUUAUAAUCAAAAAUGGGUACUACUGGAGAUUUAUUGAGCUUCAUAUGUAUCUAGCCCACUAGAAUUCCAGCAGUACUCCUUUUUUAGUAAUAAGUAUUUUAGUUUUAUUUAGAGAUAUAUACAUCUUUCUUAUCAAAGGAGCACUCCACCGUUGCACCAAUCUAUAAAUCAGGUUAUUUGUAUUCUUAAUCUUAUAAUGGAAGAUGGGUUUUGUAAAACAGUUUUUCUUGCAACAGGCUGCAAUCGUACAUUAAAUGCUUUAUCAUGGGGAAAAAAAGGUUUGAUAGCAUUUGGAGGCUGUAAUUCUGUUUAUGUAUAUAAUCCAGAGAGUGAAGGUAUUGUUGAAGUGUUAAAUGGACACACUUUAAGAGUAAACUGUGUGUGCUGGCUUAGUUCAGAUGAACUAGUUUCUGGAUCUUCUGAUAAAUCAUUAAUUGUAUGGAGAAAAAAUAAAAUAAAUCAGACUUUACUUGGUCACACUGAUGCAGUUUGUUCUGUUUGUUCAUGUUGCUUAGAAAAUGGUCAACAAAUUCUAGUUAGCAGUUCAUCAGACUCUUCAGUGAUUAUUUGGAGUCAAGAAAAAGAUAAAGAGUUUGUACUUAUGCAAACAUUGACAUUUGGUAAUGGAUUUGCAUUAGCUGUCUCCAUAGUAACGAUUCCAGAAACAAAUGGUAUACUACUUGCAUGUGGCUGUGAUGAUACAUCUAUUAGUUUAUUUACAAAUGCUAUUAAUCAGAAUAAUUUAAUAAAAGUUCUCAGCCUUAAAGGACAUGAAGAUUGGAUUCGAUGUUUAACCUUUGUGCAGAUAGGUAAUAAACUUCUGCUUGCCAGUGGAUCACAAGACAGUUAUAUAAGAUUAUGGAAAAUAUCUCCUACAAUUAAAAAUGUUGAGCCUGAUUCUCUUGCUAUUACUAAACAAGAAUUUAUUUUUAAUAACCAAGCUUACUCGGUAACUCUUGAAUCAGUCUUGGUUGGUCAUGAAAACUGGGUAUAUGGUCUUUCUUGGUAUGCAAAACCAGAAUCAAAUCCAGUUUUGUUAUCUGCAAGUAUGGAUAAGAGUUUAAUUGUUUGGGAAUAUGAUGAAACUAAUGAAAUUUGGUUAGAUAAGGCACGAAUGGGAGAUGUGGGAGGCAACAGCCUCGGAUAUUAUGGUUGCGCUUUUUCACCCUGCGGUAAUAAAAUAAUUGCUUAUAGUUAUCAAGGUGCAUUUCAAAUGUGGAAAAAAGAUUUUGAUGAUCCAAACAUUUGGAAAUCAGAAAUUGUAAUAAGUGGACAUUUUGAUUCAGUUGAGGAUUUUGAUUGGGAUCCAAUGGGAGAGUUUGCUGUCACAACAAGUGUUGAUCAAACUACUAGAGUUUUUGCACCUUGGAGAAAACAAAGUUCAAUGUCAUGGCAUGAAAUCGCUCGAGCUCAGAUUCAUGGUUAUGAUAUGAAAUGUUUAAAGAUGAUUUCCAGAUACAGAUUUGCUUCUGGAGCGCAAGAAAAGGUGGUACGUAUUUUUUCUGCUCCGAAAUCAUUUUUUGAAAGUUUAAGUCAAAUCACUGGUGUGUCAGAUGAAGCAGAGAUGUUUGCAAAUGCUCCUUUAGGAGCUACAGUUCCAGUGCUUGGUCUUUCAAAUAAAGCUGUAUAUUUAGAUGAUUUAGAAAGUUGGCAACAAAAAGGUGAAAAAGUUCAAACUAAAGCAUCAACCUUUGCUAAUGAAGAUCCUGCUCCCUUUAAUCCUGAUCUUAUUAAGAAUAAUGAGCCACCUGUAGAAGACUUGUUAUCACAUAAUACACUAUGGCCUGAAACGCAAAAGUUGUAUGGCCAUGGAUUUGAGUUGUACUGUCUGACAUCAACACCUAUAGGUGACAUAUUAGCCACAGCAUGCAAAGCCUCUAAACCUGAACAUGCAAGUAUUAUUAUAUGGAAUGCGUUGACUUGGAAACAGACUGAUACUCUAACAUUUCAUACAUUAACUGUCACUCAGAUGGAAUUUUCUGUCAGUGGAAAAUAUUUGUUGUCUGUAUCAAGAGAUCGUUUAUGGGCAGUUCAUGUUCGCAAUGAUGAUGAUAAAUUUUCACUUGUUCAAUGCACUGAUAAAAAAACCAGCAUUCAUACACGAAUUAUUUGGUCUUGUUCGUGGUUUGUUGAUGAAAACUAUUUUGUGACUGCAUCGAGAGAUAAAAAAAUAAUUGUUUGGAGCCGUAAAAAUGAUCAGUGUAAAUGGGAAUCAGUUGAUACAUUAGAUGUCGGCGAAUCAGCUACUUCAGUUUGUGUAGAUAACAAAACUGUUUGCGGAAGGUAUGUUGUUGCUGUUGGCAUGGAAACAGGUGCUAUACAAGUAUACUCUUGGAUUGAUAAAGAAAGCUGGAAUUUAAUUUUAAAAUUAAGUACAUCUAUGUGUCCUACGUUAUCGAUUAAACGACUUCGUUGGAGACCUGGUCAUGAUGAAAGGCAGCAGGCAGGCAGGCAGCUAGGAGUUGCAGCAUCGGAUCAUACUUUUAGAAUUCUUAGUUUUAAUUUGUAAUAUUUUAUCUAUAGUAUUAUAAAUAUUUAUAAAAUUUGAAUUUAA
This is a messenger RNA of Hydra vulgaris (swiftwater hydra), 2585 nucleotides long. Its product is annotated as elongator complex protein 2. Gene Ontology annotation, biological process: tRNA wobble uridine modification. Lineage: Eukaryota; Metazoa; Cnidaria; Hydrozoa; Anthoathecata; Hydridae. Gene Ontology annotation, cellular component: elongator holoenzyme complex. The record is from RefSeq and is a predicted model, not a curated record. Gene Ontology annotation, molecular function: protein binding.